UACCAUUAUCCAGAAGAGCAAGCAACUCAUCCCGCUCUUAUCCUCUCCUCUUCACUCCCAAAGCUCCAAGCUUUCAAGACGAUGAUGGCGCUAGGGUUAUCCUCGCCUUCCGCUUCUCUACGCCUACCUUCCUUCGAUUCUCAUCUUUCCUCUUCUUCUCGCUUGAAUCUGUUCCAGUUUUCGCCUCUGAGGUCUUCUUUGUUUAAUGGGAUCCGCCUUCGGACCAGUGUCGCUGUUCCGACGCCUUCUUAUGGUGGGCUUAUGGUGGUGAGAAUGGCGAAGAGGGAGGAGGAGUUGAAGGAUAUUAGAGCUAUGACGACGGAGGAGAUCAAUGAGGAGGUCGUGGAUCUCAAGGGUGAGCUCUUGAUGCUCCGUCUCCAGCGCUCAGCUCGGAAUGAGUUCAAGUCUAGCGAGUUCGGUCGCAUGAGGAAACGGAUUGCUCGAAUGCUAACUGUAAAGAGGGAAAGAGAGAUUGAAGAAGGAAUCAACAAGAGAAUCUCUAGAAAGCUUGAUAGAAAAUGGAAGAGAAGCAUCGUGGUGAGGCCGCCGCCAUCUUUAAGAAAGAAGCUAGAGGAGGAGCAGAAGGCAAGAGAGGCGGAGAAAACAUCUUGAGAUUAUUAAAGCCUCAAACUAAUUCACUUGGCUUUUUUUCU
Molecule: messenger RNA, 653 nt
Organism: Dioscorea cayenensis subsp. rotundata (Guinea yam)
Lineage: Eukaryota; Viridiplantae; Streptophyta; Magnoliopsida; Dioscoreales; Dioscoreaceae
Product: 50S ribosomal protein L29, chloroplastic
Exons: 2
Coding region: 82-612 (176 amino acids)
Biological process (GO): translation
Cellular component (GO): ribosome; chloroplast
Molecular function (GO): structural constituent of ribosome
Source: RefSeq, a predicted model, not a curated record